Molecule: messenger RNA, 671 nt
Organism: Macroventuria anomochaeta
Lineage: Eukaryota; Fungi; Ascomycota; Dothideomycetes; Pleosporales; Didymellaceae
Exons: 1
Coding region: 141-560 (139 amino acids)
Source: RefSeq, a predicted model, not a curated record
AAUGGAUUGGAUGGGCUCACUGGGACGGACUAUAGUCAUGUACUAUAUAUUAUCAUGCUUGCUCGUGCUGCGACAGCUGGAUCGUCGAUAUUCGAUCGCGUCGCAGACCUCAUUGCCAUUAAAAGUUACAGGCACCACCAAUGAACAUAUUAUUACUAUCAUCAUCUAUCUUUACAAGUCUCAUUCUCGUCACUGACAAUACGAACAUUCGCGCAACGCAGCACUUGACCGAUCUCUGCAGCCACGAAACGGCUGCGGGUCAUCGCAAGAUCUUCUUGGCCGGCCCCAUCAACAUUCGUCAUUUCCAUACGAUGCGACAGAGCGCACUCCGAAACACGCCGAGCGAUGUCAUCCUUCCCAAUGAACAAUCGCGCAAACGUGCGCAGACGUUAAAACGCGUCGAACGCGCAACGCGUUCCCUUGUCGAGCCAGGCGCAGUGGGAGGGGUGUGCUGCGACACGAGAUUGUCGCGCUAUGAGGCCGGCUCUUGCGGAAGCUGUGCAUUGGCCGGCAUGUCCAAAUCGAACAGUUGGCUUGUGCAUUGUCUGGGAGACGGCUAAUAUUGUCAACGAAUUGGGGUGAUGGAGCAAUCCUCCUCCGGAAUCGCUAUCUCUGCUGUGUUGUAUUGCACGCUGUUGCGCUCGAGGAGACUAAGGCAAGGAAGGAGCGAG